UUCAAGAAGUUGGAGAUUGUCGCAGAUGAUAUAACCAGGAAUGGCAUGGUGGAGACAUAUACUACAUGGAUCCAUCAUGGUGAGUCGUUUGACUUUGGGAGUACUAGACAUCAUCCUAGGCAACCUAUAGUUGCGCCUGAGACUGAGGGUUUAGAGGAUGACAUGGCUGAUAUGUUAGGGGAUAUGCUGCGUGCUUCUUCUGGAAAUGCUCCUAUCAUUGAGGGGUCAACAACACCUAAUUAUUCUAAUAUAACAGACCUCAAUGAUAAAUUGGCUCGGCUAAUCCGUGAUGCUAAUUUGCCAUUAUACCCUGGAUGCAAAGACUUUUCUAGAUUAUCAUUUGUUAUGAAAUUGCUGAACAAUAAACUGGUAACCAAUAGUACUGAUAAAGCCUUCAACAUGAAUCUGGACCUAGUCAAGAAAGCUUUACCUGUUGGUGAGACGCUUCCUUCUUCCUUCUAUGAAGUUAAGCGGUACAUGGAAGAUCUUGGGUUUGGUUACACCACUAUAGAUGCAUGUCCAAAUCAUUGUGUACUCUAUAGAGGUCCUCUAGAAUCUGCCAAGUCAUGUCCCAAAUGCAAUGAGUCUAGAUACAUACCUGGGAAACAAAAUAAUGUAGCCCAAAAGAAAGCUAGGUAUUUCCCACUAAAAGAUAGGCUGCAAAGAUUGUACAUGACUAAGGAGGAUGCUAAAGACAUGAGGUGGCACAAGGACUUGCGUGUCGAUGAUGAUACGUUAAGGCAUCCGGCAGAUGGAAAAACUUGGAAACGAUUCGAUGAGGAACAUAAUUGGUUUUCAGCAGACCCUAGGAAUGUUCGCCUUGCUCUUCUAAGUGAUGGGUUCAAUCCUUUUGGGAACAUGAGCAAUAGCUAUAGCAUGUGGCCUGUCGUGUUAACACCGUACAAUCUCCCGCCUUGGAAAUGUAUGACAGAACCUUAUUUUAUUCUUGUUGUCCUUAUUCCUGGAGAGAAAUCGCCCGGUAAUAACAUACAUGUGUACUUAGAGCCCCUAAUAGAAAUGUUGAGAGAGUUAUGGGAGGAUGGGGUCAGUACGUAUGACGCACACUAAUGAGUACCUAUACCCUGGAUAAUUAUCAAACCCUUAAAAACCCAUGUCAAUAAUGAGUACCUAUACCCUGGAAAAUUAUCAAACCCUUAAAAACCCCACGGAAAGAUUUUUAUGUAAUUAAUACGAAUAUUAGAACAAUUUCUAAAAACAAAAAUACAUCUUCAAAAAUCCCCAAAUUAAAUUACAAUCAUCUCCUAGACGUUGCUCAAUUUAUAAAAUUGUUAAAUUGAA
Molecule: messenger RNA, 1299 nt
Organism: Linum trigynum
Lineage: Eukaryota; Viridiplantae; Streptophyta; Magnoliopsida; Malpighiales; Linaceae
Source: the annotation of a GenBank genome assembly